AUGUUUGCUGCGGCUACCAAGAGCUUUGUCAAACAAGUUGGAGAUGGAGGGAGAUUAGUUCCCGUUCCAAGCCUCAGUGAGGCUGACAAAUACCAACCUCUAAGUCUGGUGGUAAAAAAGAAGAGAUGUUUUCUGUUUCCUAGAUAUAAAUUUACUUCAACACCUUUUACACUGAAAGAUAUUCUUCUAGGAGACAGAGAAAUUUCAGCUGGUAUUUCAUCUUAUCAGUUACUGAAUUAUGAAGAUGAAUCAGACGUUUCACUCUAUGGAAGGCGAGGCAACCAUAUUGUGAACGACGUUGGGAUUAACGUUACUGGAUCAGAUUCAAUUGCAGUAAAAGCUUCCUUUGGUGUAGUAACCAAACAUGAAGUGGAAGUAUCAACAUUACUCAAGGAAAUUACUACACGAAAAAUUAAUUUUGACCACAGUUUGAUACGUCAGUCAAGGAGCAGCAGAAAGGCAGUAUUGUGUGUGGUCAUGGAAAGCAUCCGAACCACACGACAGUGCUCACUGUCUGUGCACGCUGGAAUUCGUGGGGAAGCCAUGAGGUUUCAUUUUAUGGAUGAACAGAAUCCCAAGGGAAGGGACAAAGCUAUUGUUUUUCCAGCACACACAACCAUAGCUUUCAGUGUUUUCGAACUCUUCAUUUACUUGGAUGGUGCCUUUGACCUUUGUGUCACUUCAGUGUCAAAAGGAGGAUUUGAAAGGGAAGAAACGGCAACAUUUGCACUGCUCUACAGAUUGAGAAAUAUACUGUUUGAAAGAAAUAGAAGAGUGAUGGAUGCCAUUUCUCGUUCACAGCUUUACUUAGAUGAUCUUUUUUCUGACUAUUAUGACAAACCUCUCAGCAUGAGUGAUAUUUCACUCAAAGAAGGGACUCAUAUCCGAGUUAAUUUACUUAAUCACAACAUUCCAAAAGGGCCUUGCAUACUCUGUGGCAUGGGGAACUUUAAAAGGGAGACGGUUUAUGGGUGCUUUCAGUGUUCUGUCGAUGGGCAGAAGUAUGUGAGACUUCAUGCAGUUCCUUGUUUUGAUGUUUGGCACAAGAGAAUGAAAUAAAAUGGAAAAUCAAUGUAUCUUGCUGGUGUUUUAGGAGCAACUGUGCCACACACCUUUCCAAAAUUAUCUAGGUUUGCUUUGAUGAGUUGUAGCAAAUUAAAGAGGGAGGGGAACAAGAAUUUAACCUGUCUGGGCAUCAU
Molecule: messenger RNA, 1199 nt
Organism: Balaenoptera ricei (Rice's whale)
Lineage: Eukaryota; Metazoa; Chordata; Mammalia; Artiodactyla; Balaenopteridae
Gene: PJVK
Product: pejvakin
Exons: 6
Coding region: 1-1059 (352 amino acids)
Biological process (GO): programmed cell death
Cellular component (GO): cytoplasm
Source: RefSeq, a predicted model, not a curated record